Halteromyces radiatus is the source of this 1198-nucleotide messenger RNA. RefSeq lists its product as uncharacterized. The transcript has 3 exons. The coding region runs from base 32 to 1105 and encodes 357 amino acids. Lineage: Eukaryota; Fungi; Mucoromycota; Mucoromycetes; Mucorales; Cunninghamellaceae. Gene Ontology annotation, biological process: tRNA modification. The record is from RefSeq and is a predicted model, not a curated record.
UUGAACUCCCUUUCCACUCUUUUUACGCGUCAUGGUUCUUCCUAAGUCUGAUUUUGUCCAAGCUGUUCGAACAACUUGUAAACAACUGGUUGAAAACAGUCCUGUUAAGAUUUCUGAACAAGGUGUGAAGAACUUUUUGACCAAGUUGGAAAAACCUCAAUAUGAAGAACUGGCUAUUGAUACUCCUAUUCGAAUGCCAUUAAAAUUUUCAAGUGUUGCUGAAGAAAUCAACUUUAUUGCUGUCAUUGAUUUGUUAAACUUUGGUAGUGGUUAUCGAGUUCCUCUGCACGAAUUGGCUGGGCGUGGUGCUUUUGAUGUGAUUCGUUUUGGCGUCAUGUCAUUCCACGUAGGUGGCACACCCAUGACCACAGAAAAAUUCAAGACAAUUGACAUCCAUGAAGUCUCCUCCAUCUUUCAGAUCCCGAUUGAAAAGGAAGUGCCUGUGAAGGAAGACAUGCCAUUUAUGACGACAGUACAACCAACACCUAUCAAACCAUUUGCACAAGGUAUUGUGGAUGUGCUUAACAGUACAGGUGCAUUUUUAGAUCAACAUGGUUACAAGGAUCUAGCGGCAUUCAUCUUGGACGUGACAAAACCAGACAACAACAAAAAACCCUCGGCCGUGAAAUUGGUGGAACAGUUGGUACGAGCUUUACCUGGAUUACAAGACUGGACCGUGACUCCUCAAGGUGAUACUGUGUACCUUUUCAAAAAAGCACAAAUCUUGGUCUAUCAUCUCUGGUUGAUUUUCCAUGAUCAAGACCCUGAUCGCUUUGGUUUUGACGACAUUGAUGAUUUAACCAUCUUUGCCGACAAUGUGAUUCCUACCAUGCUUAUACAUCUUGGAGUGAUCGACAUCCCUGAAGCUUGGCAACAAGAACUGGACAAUCACAAAGAUGUGGGUGAAUACAAGGCCUAUGUUCUUCGUGCUGCUUCUGUCGUGGCAUGUGAAGAAAUUGUCAAGAUAUCUCGCUCUGAUGCUCCUGUGGGCCAGGUGCACCAUAUGACUGAAGGUGCUUUGGAUGUGUAUUUAUGGCGUUUAGGCAAGGUUGGUGAUUAUCGCAAGGUUCCCCGGAUGGAAUGGAGAAAUACUGUCAUGUUUUAGUGUUAUUAAUUACCCUAGAUCAAUUUGUUGUUAAAUUAAUAGUGUAAUAUUUGUUUGUUUAUCUUUAAUAAAGAAUGUUUAUAUGCUAUUCUG